This is a messenger RNA of Heterobasidion irregulare TC 32-1, 537 nucleotides long. RefSeq lists its product as uncharacterized. The record is from RefSeq and is a predicted model, not a curated record. The transcript has a single exon. NCBI's taxonomy places the organism in Eukaryota, Fungi, Basidiomycota, Agaricomycetes, Russulales, Bondarzewiaceae. The annotation marks the transcript as partial.
UGGAUUCCAAAUUACUCACAGAUAGCUAGGCCGCUUACAGAACUUGUGCGAAAGAACACAGAUUUUAUUUGGGAUGACAGGAGGGAAAAAGCUUUCAAUAUGCUCAAGCAACUCGUAUCUUCAGCGCCAGCGCUCAGACCAAUUGACUAUGAGUCAUUAAAUCCAAUCAUCUUAUCAGUUGACUCCAGCUAUGUAGCUGUAGGUUUCAUUCUCUCUCAGCUUGAUGAUCAAGGAAGAAGAAGACCCGCUCGGUACGGAUCGCUACCAAUGAGCGAAGUUGAGUCUAGAUAUUCUCAGCCCAAACUGGAAUUAUUUGGACUAUACAGAGCACUCAGACACUAUAGGCUAUACAUCAUAGGGGUCAAGAAUCUUUAUGUGGAGGUGGAUGCAAAAUACAUCAAAGGGAUGUUAAACUCGCCAGACUUACAACCAAAUGCAGCUAUUAAUAGAUGGAUUCAAGGAAUCUUGCUCUUUGAUUUCACACUGGUCCAUGUUCCAGCAGAAAGGUUCAAGGCGGAGGAUGCCCUAUCAAGAAGA